Anopheles stephensi (Asian malaria mosquito) is the source of this 11691-nucleotide messenger RNA. RefSeq names its product protein still life, isoform SIF type 1 (gene sif). NCBI's taxonomy places the organism in Eukaryota, Metazoa, Arthropoda, Insecta, Diptera, Culicidae. Gene Ontology annotation, molecular function: guanyl-nucleotide exchange factor activity; protein binding. The coding region runs from base 865 to 6681 and encodes 1938 amino acids. The transcript is spliced from 18 exons. The record is from RefSeq and is a predicted model, not a curated record. Gene Ontology annotation, cellular component: membrane; synapse. Gene Ontology annotation, biological process: activation of GTPase activity; positive regulation of axonogenesis; small GTPase-mediated signal transduction.
UACUACACCGCCUUACGCACCGAACCGUUGCUCAUUCUGGCAGCGUUACAGCAAUACACCUCCACGGAUCAGCAGCAGCAGCAGCAGCAGCAACAGCAGCCACAAGAUUCGGCCACCGUUUGUAACGGGUCGGCGGUCGAUAACGGGCGGGCACUCUACAGCGAACAGCACCACCAGCAACACCCACCGGGCAAGUCACCCAACACCCUACUGCUACACUGUUGCUGCGUGAUCGUACAAAUUACUCCCGUAGCGCCCGGCCGCAGCCACGUGACAACGACGGCGUCGGCCAAAAAGCCCACCAUAGGUGACGAUGGUGGUGGUGGUGGAGGAAGCGGCGGAGGAGGAGGAGCGAGCGGUCGGACGCCGGUCUGUCGCUGCAACACGCAGUAUAAGCUACAGGAUCUGAAAGCUCUCACCUCACAAAAACAGCAGAAGCAGCAAAGUUUAGCCUCCUCCAAUGUUCAGUCGUCCUCCACCAGUGCCAUCAACGCCAUCGGAACUGCUCCUCUGCAGGGUAUCCUGUCAAAGUCAUCCACCACUGGCCAUAGGCAACAUCAGCCACUCCAACAGCAGCACUCCUCCCAAUCGCUCGCUUACUCCAGCUCGACGGGUCAGCAGCAGCUACCGCCACCACCACCACCGCGCCAAAGUCAGGAGCUUACGAACGAGGAACUGAUCAAGUUCCUGCAGCAGAUCAAUGCGGACAUCAAGUGGAUUGAGCAGCUGCAGCAGUACAAGUACGAGAUCGAAAAGUCCACCUCGACCGACAAGACGAACGCACGGAACAUUAACAAACCGACCGUUGCCCCUGUCCAGCUACCUCUCGCCAAUGGGCACCUCGGGAAGCCCAAGUCGGAACCGAUGCUACCCUCGGUGGCAGCCGCUGGAGCUGGGCCCUGUACGGGUGCCAUCUCCAAAACGGAAUUCUUCGACCGUAACCUCAAGCAGAGACAUUCAUCGCGCUCCGUCGAUGCUAGCACUGCUCGGCGAGAUGAGGAAGAGUACGGGAAGGAAGGUGCGGGCGGCAACGGACAUCAGCGUCACUCGUCCGGUCCGAGUGAUCUGCAGCUGCUCAAAUCUGACAUCUCCGAGUGGUUGCUCAAUUUGCCCCUGAAGAAGAGUGUAGAGUUUCUGCAAAAGGCUAAGAACGCUCAGCUCAAGUACGAGAAAGAACAAGAGCUUCAGAUGCAGCUGCAGCAGUUGGCGAAGAAACCGCUGCAGCGCCAAAUGUCGGGUGGAGCAUCCGAGCGGGGUGUAUCUCAGCAACAACAGCAGCAGCAGCCACCACCGGCAGAGAUCGCUCUAACGCGUGACGACAUACUCGAGUGGCUCAAGAAGCAGCAGAUCUUCAGCAAGGUGAACGAAGAAACGAGUGCCACGAAGAAAUGUAAGGAUAAGGAGGAACUCACCCUACACCACUACGAUCCUUCGAGAUCGGGUCGAAGUGCACUGCCCGGUGCUCCCAUGCCAGGUACGAGUUCGUCCACAGCCAAGCUGCUGAAGCGCCACUCGCUCGGUCCGAACGAAGAAUUCUUCCACAAGCAAACGACUACCGACUGGAUCCAGUACCCGCUGCGUCAGCUCAAGAAGCACACCUUCGAUCCAACGCAGUCCAGCUGCACGGACGUUCGGCGCAAGGAAGUCCGCACGGACCAUGGGCACCGGGAGCGCAAACUACGCCACUCGGCCAGCGAGGUAGUGACAUCGUCUCAGUCCGACCUACCGAUCCACUCGCAAUCCCAAGCGCGCGUAGCACCGCAAAAGCCCGAACGAACCUUCCGCUAUCACUCGCGCGAUCGAGCACCAGCACACGUAAGCACCACCACCAGCACGGUACGGCAACACUCGAUGCCACAGAUCCCGUUCCAUCAGCAACAGCAACACCACUUCCAGUAUCCCGCUUCGCAGCUGCAGCAGCCACAACCGUCGACAUCGACAUUCGUGCCUCAGGCGCCGAGCAAGCCCGCCAAGAAGGAGCGCUCCCGGCGGCACCGGACGCAGCGUUCUGCCACCGUCGGCGAUAUCAACCAGUUCAACAAGCCCACGGUGGGAACGACGUACCAUAAGGGUGGAGGGCUCGGCGGGAGUUCCAUGCCACACGGAAGCUCCCAUGCCCGGUCCGCCGAACGAAGUGCCUCGCUGACGCGCUGUGCCGAUCCCAGCUGUUCGGUGAUGUCACUGUGUGACGAUCCGAACUGUUACAUGUUUGGUGGGGGGGAGAGUAUGGCCACUACGGCCGCUCCCACCACCAGCUACUACGAUACGCCCCGGUGUGCCUCGCUGCCCCGUGUGCUCCCCAAAAGCACGCCCAAGUGCGGACCGAUGUGCUACGAGUGUAACAACAAGUGCAACUCGCUGCCCCGCUGUACCGAUGCGCGCUGUCAGAUCGGUGCCACACCGAUCGGUGGCCCGUCCGCCAAGGCGAAGAGCAACUCACUGCCAAGAAAUGCCGAGAACUACAUGUACCCGCCGCAACCGUCACACCAACCGCUCCCACAGCCGGCCCUGCGCGGUGCCGGGCGGCUGUCGCGCGAAGAAAGCCGCUGCUCACUGCCCCGUUCGUCCUUCAAGUCGUCGAAAAAGCGGUCCGCGUCCGCGUCCGGGUCCGGGUCGAACGGUUCCAAGCUGACAAAGUCGCUGUCCGCGGCGUCACUGAAUUCACGCCGCCGCCGGCACAAAACGGUACACUUUGGGGAAAAUUUGCUGCGCGAGGUGUGCCAAAACCGGAAGCUGAUCCAACCGCUGCAGGAAACACCGUCCGGGUCGGCUCCGUUGCAGCCGAACAUACAGAUGCUGUACAACUUUGUCGAGGGUGUGCUCAGUGCCUGGGUGGACGAUGAGGACGAUCCGAACAAGUCCGGGCCGGAAUCGGAACCGGAACGGGGUGCCAUACUGAAGCCGAUGCACCGAUGCAAUCGGGCCCGGUUCCAAACGAUACGGCGCGUUGUGAACGAGGCGGCCGAGCUGAAGGGUUCGUCCAAGCUUGGGAACUCGCGGUACCGGCAUCGACAUUGGCGCGGUACGGCCAAGGACUGCAACGAGCGGUUUCUUCGCAAGAUAUCCGAUGACGAUCGCAUGAGCCUUACGACGGCCGUUUCGGAUGAGGACGACGGCGAAAGCGUGAUGGCCUCACCGUACAAAGCGAAAGCGACCGGUACGGCGGCCGCAUCCUUCAACUGUACCGGUGCGGUGCGAAAGGCUGGCUUCCUGUCGGUGAAGAAGUGGCUGCUGCGCAAGAAACAUCAGAUCGAGCUGGCUCGCAAGCGUGGCUGGAAGGGAUACUGGGUGUGCCUCAAGGGUACCACCCUGCUGUUCUAUCCGUGUGAUUCGCGCGAGGGCCGCUCGGUCGAGGCCGCCCCGAAGCAUCUGAUCAUAGUGGACGGGGCGAUCAUGCAGCCGAUACCGGAGCACCCGAAGCGGGACUACAUCUUCUGCCUCAGCACGGCGUUCGGCGAUGCGUACCUGUUCCAGGCACCGUGCCAGGUGGAGCUGGAGAACUGGGUCAACAGCAUACACAGUGCCUGCGCCGCUGCGUUCGCUAGACAUCGCGGCAAGACCGGUACGCUGCAUCUGCUGCAGGAGGAAAUAUUCCGCCUCGAGAAAGCAAUAGAAUCGGAUCACAAGCUCAAGCAUAUGGCCGACCUGCAGCAGAGCGUUGUCACCGAUGCUGACACACGCCACCAGAUCCAGCAGCAGAUCCUCCAGUGGGAGGAAAACCUCGAACGUCUGCACUGCGAACAGUUCCGGCUGCGCUGCUACAUGGCCUCGCUGCAGAACGGCGAGCUGCCCAACCCGAAGUCACUGCUCACGCACGUUUCGCGCCCCACGAAGAACACGCUCAACAAGCUCGGCGUCUUUACGGUUUCGUCGUUCCACGCGUUCAUCUGCGCCCGGUCGCCUUCCCUGCUGAACAAUCUGCUAGCGGGCCGCGGUGCAACCAAGCGUCGGCCCCCGAUUCUGUCCCGGUCGAACAGUGGCUCCAGCCGGCGCUCGAUGCAGAUCAACUCGCGCGAUGAGCCGGAGAAGAGCUACAAGGUGGCGCUGCCAGAAAACACGUUCGCGACGGUGUAUCUGCGCGAGGGCAUGUCCGUGGAAGAGUUCCUGGCCAGCGCAUGCAGCCGGAAGAAUCUGAACCCGAUGGAACAUUUCGUGCGGGUGAAGAAGCGCCGGGAUAUGGAAGAUCACAACUACUUUGUUCCUCACAGAAACGAUUUGAUUGAAACAUAUCUACACACCCAUGAGGUAGUGGAAGUGUGCGCAAAAAUUUUAUAUCAAGUAGAACUACAACGAACAACGCUCGAGCAGAUGUGGGGCUUCUCGGUGGAGGCGGAGCUGAUCGAGAACGCGGACCGGCAGGAUGAGCUGUGCUGCUACGUGAGCCGGGUCGAGGACAAGAGUGUUGCCAUGCAGAACGGUGUCAUUAAAGGUGAUGAAAUAAUUGUGAUAAACGGUGCAAUCGUUUCCGACCUGGACAUGAUGUACUUGGAAAGUGUGCUUCAGGAAGAACAAGCCUUAUGCAUGAUGAUGAGAUCUUCCCGCACGGAACCACCGGAUCUCGUCGGCAUCAUGCGCUCUACCGACGAUAUUAUCGAAUCGCUCGUGUGUCCACCACCACCAUCGGAUCCACCAGUUAUCAGCGAGGAGAUGAUAUCGGGCCUAAUCGUUCCCGCACCGGGCUGGCGACGUUCGUGUAUUGCAGGCAAGGAGGUCUACUCACCCGAGGUCGAAAGCUCUCCCGCACCAUCCUCCAACGAUCCGCAUCUGUCAGCGAUGGACCGGUCAAAGCCGUCGUCACGCACCAGCAGCUUUGAGAUUGAGAAUCUGCUCAAAUCAGCGGAACAGGUAACCGGUUUCUGCCGAUCGCCACAGGAGACGCGUAAAUCUAGCCCAACCGGUUCGGUCGCCUCGUCCGUCUCGAACGUCAUGUUGACUCCGUCGCGUCAGCUAACCGAUGCCGAGAAGCUGCGCAAGGUUAUACUCGAGCUGGUUGACACCGAGAAAUCGUACGUUAAGCAUCUGAACAAUCUGCUCGAGUACUAUCUGGAGCCGCUGAAACGUGAAACAUUCCUGUCGAACGCUGAAAUCACCGCACUGUUCGGCAAUAUUCAGGAGAUUGUUACAUUCCAGCGUCAGUUCUUGAACAACCUCGAGGAAGCGCUUGAUCUCGAGCCCGACUUCCAUCAGCUGGAGCAUCCUAGUCAGUUUAAGAACGUACUGUUUGCCAUCGGGUCAGCAUUUUUGUACUACGUCAACCACUUCAAGCUGUACUCGUCCUUCUGUGCCAGUCACAGCAAGGCACAGAAAGUGCUGCAUCCAAAUGAAGGCAAUCAGGCACUGCAAGAGUUCCUGGCCGCUAGAAACCCGAAGCAACAGCACAGCAGCACACUGGAGUCGUUCCUCAUCAAACCGAUUCAGCGCAUCCUCAAGUACCCGCUGCUACUGCAGCAGCUUCGCAACCUGACCGACCCGAACGCGGCCGAACAUCUGCACCUGGUCGAGGCACUCAAGGGCAUGGAGAAGGUCGCCGAGCACAUCAACGAAAUGCAGCGCAUCCACGAGGAGUACGGUGCGAUCUUCGACCAUCUGUUCCGUCAGCACCAGAAGUCCUGCAAGCAACCGAUCGAUCUCAGCCCUGGUAGUGAUCUGCUCUACUAUGGUGGCGUCGAGUGGCUCAACAUUAGCGACUUUCUCGGCAAGAUCAAGAAGGGACUGGAGCUGCACGCGAUGUGCUUCGUCUUCAAAUCGGCUGUCGUGUUCCUGUGCAAGGAGCGCUUGCGUCAGAAGAAAAAGCUCAUGGGAGUUUCGAGCAAGAACGCUACGAACGAGGUGGAGAUCAUUCGCUACCAGGUGCUGAUACCGGUCACCGAGGUGCAGGUAAGGGCUUCCUCCGCCAAGGACAUGGACUCCCACUUCCUCUGGGAGCUGAUACACCUCCGGUCUCAACUGCAACGCCGAUCGGAGAAAGUCUACGUACUAUCGAACAGUACCGCCGAGUUUCGUAACGCGUUCCUGAAGACAAUCCGGCAGAUCAUACGGGAAAGCGUUCGCAAUAUGUCGAUACCGUCGCUGAAGAGCAUGGGCGGCAGCACGAACUCGAUGACGGGCGUCGGAAAUUCCUCCGGAAAUUCGCAAACUCUCGAGCGACCGAAGCAGCAGCCACAGAUCAUGCAAGGCUCGCAGACGCUUGGCAAACCGAAGAAAUCCAAGAUCAAUCAGCGCCACUCGUCCGGAAACAUCGACUACGAUAACACGACCUCGGGCAGCCAGGAAGCGGACGAUCCGCCGGUCCCACAGUACAGCGGUCAGUUCCGUAUGCGCAGCAAGACGGUGGGCGAUGUUGGAGAACAAGUUGCAGCCUGCCGACGAAACAUGAGCGAGCGGGAGCAAGAAAAACCGGACCCGGGUACGAAGUCGGAGGGCGAGGAUGAUUCCCAGCAGGGUACGGUCAAGCCGAAAUCGUCCCUUGGCAAAACACCGAAUCAUCUAACGCUGAGCACCACCAGCACGCUCUCGGUGGGCAGCACGGGCAGCCAGGCGCGUCUGAUACAGUCGUCCCAUCCGCCGGCCACCUACCAUCCGGUACUGAUGAAGGAUCUAGGAUCCCCGGUGUGGAAGCCUAGAGACAUGAUUAGUUUAAGUGACGCCCCGUCGACAUCACGUAAAGAUGAAAGUAAAUAAAACUUUUCUCUCGAUUACUACUCAUCCCUCAUCUUUCGAAGCAAACAAAGCGAGCAAACCAAACAAACAGAAAAAAUGCCACAUUCAAGCAAGUAAAGCCACCCUUGCCCUCCUUUCCCACAACCCUAACCCCUAGCAACUGCAAACACCCAGAGCAGAGGUUCGAGCCCCGAGAGGCUUACCGAUUCGACUCGAUUGCGAGUUCCAUGAUGAGCCACGCACACACGCUCAAAAGCGUUCAAGGAUGCAGCUCCGAUCGGUGGGAAUGAUGGGAGAGCAAUAGCGCUGCGGACAACCAUUUGUAACGCAAUCCCGUUACCCCGGGUUGCGAAGGCUUUAGGUGCGCAUUGUGCGGAUUACUGUGAGGUGACGGGUACCUUGCCCGUCAAGGAUAGUUGGGGAAGGGAAUUUUUAAGUACUAAGUUUAGGACGAAUGGCAGGACUUCUUCAAAGUACACUGCAGCAGAGCAAAAUCAGGUUGGAAAACAGAGUAUAGAUGAAGCUCACAGGUUCUCUUAGCCUAUUAAGUUCGACUAUGGUUAUGGUUAUUGUGUAGAUCAUACCAUGCAACAGCAGACCGAACGGAGCAGCGAGCAGUGGAUAGGAGCAGUGUGUUUUCUAACCGAUAGUAGAUAUCUAGCGAACGAACUGGACGUGAUGAUGUCCCGUGGAACCCUCUCUAUCUGCCGACUUCCUACGAGUGAACGGAUGUGUCCCGCGGGUACCUCCGUUUUCCCAUCACCCCUACCUACUCAUUCAUUCCCCUUUUCUAAGACGCACGCGAAGUAAACGCGAGGAUCGACUCACACAGCCCGACACAGAAAAGGACACUAAUGCACUAAUGGCACAAAACGUCAAGAAAGGCAAGCAAAACUGAGAGAUAUCAACUGAAAACGGAUGCGCAGAUACAGCUGUCAAAAACCCCUUUCCUCGCGGGGGUCUGGGAAGUCGGGGUAUUGGAACGAUUUUCGCAACCUCACACACACACACAGACAACAGCAGCCCGAGUACUUAAGGUAAAUGUGGCACGGUUUUUGGGCUGCACGUAGGCAACCAUUGUUUGUUAAUCACGUAAGCGUAAUCGAUAGUGAAAUGGUUCAAACACCGUACGGAGUUUUGGUCCCGCAACGGUGGCCAAAUGAAGUAGAAAAGCGAGAGAGCAAAAGAGCGAAAAGAAGAAGAAGAAGAAGAAGAACGAAACAAAAUCCGUGUUUGUAUUAGCGAUAAUGAAAACAAAGAAAAACCCGAUAACGAGCAGCGUUGAACCUAGAAACCUAGUGAAUGAAUUAUCUUGCAAAUUGCGAUAGAGAAAGUAUUACUGUUUCACACGGCACUCACCGACACACGGACAAAACUAGCGACACAAUGAGUAACAAUUACUAAACAAAAUCACACUUACACACACAAAAACACUAAAUCAAGCGAACGUACCAGAGAAAAUACUACCCCCUUUAUACAAACAUGACAGCAACCAGACAUGACAACACAACGUGCUAAGAGGAGAGAACAACAACAAACGAAUCAUAAACGUCAAACGGUGGAGAUACUUUUGUGAAAAGGGAUAGUAAAUGAUGAGCUCCACAUACACACACAUACAGUUGUUAAUGUGUGGGUGUGCGCGGGUGUUACGAGCAAGCAAGCAAGCAGAUAGAGCGAGAGAAUGAACGUAAGAAAAAAACAAUUGUUUCGAACUUUGUUUUUACCAUUUUUUGAUCAUUUUUAAUCCUAAAAACAAUAGAAUUUAAAACAAUCUAAACCUGUAUAAUCGAGUGAAAGAAUGAAAGCUCGUCUUCGGAAAGCGAGCAGCUAGCGAGUGUCGAGGGGAAAAUAGUAAUUUAAAGAGGAAAAACACACAAAACGAUACAAAGACACUACAACACCCUUCCUUCGGCAAAAAGAAGCAAACUAAACGAAAAAAAAACUACCUUCCCCCCGUAGUACGUAAAGCAAGGAGAAAGUCACUCUCUAUCGAAACUACUAUCUAAACUGCUCCGAUUCGUUGUUGUGAAAACGAGUUGCGUACUGUUUUAGCUAGGGCGUUUCGGACGUGUUUCUGUUUCUGGCCUGCGCAAGCACACACUCUCAGCCCAGUUCGUGCCCCCGUUUUAUCUGCCUGUUGGGCACACUGAUGGGCCAACACGGGAAAGACGGGAACCGAUCGUACUGAACCCCUGCUAGCCCAACAACCAAACGAAAGACGAAUGAUGGUAGCGAAACGGACGCUACGGAAACGACACUAUCCGGUCCGGAUAGGCACGAAAGCAAGUGUAGUGUGAUCUGUGAAGAGCCAGGACACGACAACAGACUCUCACACACACACAUAAACUAACGUUAAAAUGGUGUAAGCCACAAAUGUAGUACCAUUCACCACACGACAACAACCUACAUGUACGAUGGAAAAGGGAAUUGAAUUUUAUAACAAACAAAAGUAAAUUUAAAAAAUUAAGCCAAACUAACAGAUAGAAAGGGAGGAAAAACCAAACCAAACAAAACAAACACUCACACAAACAAAUACUCAAACGAAGCUCGAACCGGAACAACUAGCAGCAAAUAAGGAUAAAGCAACAUCAACUACAGACAAGCAGCAAAACAAAAGAAGGGGAAAACAGAAGAAAGCAAAACCUACAAAACAACAAUAUAAAAGCAAAAUCUAUACAAAAUUACUAAAACACUACUAAAACUACUAAAUACUAACGAUUAUUAUGAUUAUGAACCACACAUUCCCACAAUUCAUGUACACACACAUAUGACAAACACACACGUACAUACAAAAUGCACAUGAAUAAAACAUGAAUGAAAAAACACACUCACACAUACAAAUACACACGCACGCACACGUAAUGUAGACCGAUUACAAGAUUAUAACACAACACGUUAUUCGAAUUUGUUAUGAUCAUUUUUACUUUGCUUGAUUUGUGUUCGCUUUUUCUUUUUUUUCCUUUCUUUUCAUAUUUUCUAGUAUUUUACUGUUCAUCGUUUUGUUUCAUUUCCCUUUUUCAUAUCUUUUCUUACUGGUUUUUGCUGUUUCUAUGUUUCUUACCAAUUCUUUUUUCAUAAUUAAUAUUAAAAUUGCAUCAAGAGUAAUCGAACUUAAAAUUAAAAUACAAACUCACCACACCACACAAACACACACACACUAACAAUUAAGAUAUUUGCAACAAAAGAAAACCCCCUUACACAUACUUAGAACAAUGCAACAACACAAAAACGUUGACAGUUGAUAGAAAUAUAUUAGUUAAAUAAACAGGUAAACCACGAACGGUAGUCAGACAGUCAGUCGGGCAGACAGUUUGGGUGCACACUCACCCAACCAACAACUCUAGGAACCGUUGUUGCGCAAUUCCAACCCCAUUAUGCCCAAUAUUUCCGCACUCACUUGCAGGCAUUUAGGAGUUUUAAUACACACGUCGCGUUUCCUAUCGAUGGGGGAGCGCAUCGGUAGAAGCAUACCAUAACAACAACAACAAAAAAGCCAAAGCGUUUCAGCACAUCGAUUUGGUUUGUUGUUCAGUGUGUGUGUUCAUUUGAGAUAAUAAUGUUUGAAUUGAGUUGAGAAUUGCGGGAGCCUUAAAGAGAUACGAUCGAUUGUGCUAAGGAUCGUACCAUCACGCACCUGCAAGAAGGAUCGCGAAGGGUAGGAUCGCUUCCUUCGUACGGUGGUAUGGAAGCGAGCGACGGUGUUCCAUUUUUUAAGUCCGUGUCUGUAUUAGUUAUCUCCCACAUACACGAUCUACGUACGUUUACAUACUCACCACUUCCUUCAGUCCGACGUUCUAGUCUAACGAAUGCAGCAAGCAAAAGCAGAAAAAAAGAAGCAAACACUCAACACAAGGAACCACGAAUCUUACAUUGAGAAAAAAAACGACCCUGUGCCAAUUAUUGAUAAGAUUACUAGCGAUGAUACAUUGGAUGGUACGAAGCCAAAGGAAGAAGUGCAUGCAAUCUGUACUCGAAACAAAAUCACACACACACACCUUCACAAAUACAAACACGCAAAGACGAAUUUCCUAGCAAGAGCAGACAAAACAACUCUUAACGAAGCGAAAGAAGGAGAGAGAGAGGGAGAGAAAAAUAAUAAAUUAAUAACACCUAGCAAAAAGUGAGUGAAAUCCGCGAAAAAAAAACUAACACAAACACACACGUUCUUUGUAUACUUCCCGUUUUUUCUGUCCGUACUUUUGUUGACGACAUAAGCGUUGAUAUACUAAUAAAAACCAAACAAAACCAAACUAAAAAAACACUAAAAAAAAACUCAUUUUACCCGCAAAACUAACUUUAAGCGUCGGGCACUUGCCGGCACCCCUAGCAAACAAUCCUCGAACAGGACGAAGCGAAAGAGAGCUAGAGAGAAAACAAUCGUGGAAAACAUGAAAGUAAGUCUAGUUAGUCAGCAAGGACAGACAGUAAGAGAGGUGAAACUAGAAAACACGACACACAAACAAAACAAAACUAGAAAUUCAAUAAAGUGAAACAUAAAAUGAGAAGGAAAAGGUGUGACAACAAAAGAGUUGACAAAAACGAACGAAAAGGCAAACAACCGAACGUCAGCAAAACGUGCUCCAGACAUGGCCACACUUCCAUGGGUCGAAGGAAGCAAGGUGCCCAGAAAGAGGGCCAAACCCGUAGCCUGACACCAGUUUUGUUGAGUUGGAUUUUGUACUCCUUUGGAAAUGUCUAAGUAUUCAAUAAAGAUAAUGUAAACACCUGACACACAGUACAGACACAUACAUGCACACUUCAAACAUACACACAGUUACGCACAGCCCAUCAAAGUAGCAAAGGAAUGCUGCGGGAAGCAUUCAAGCAAAAAAUGAAACACACACACAUACACACACAAGAAACAAUGGGUUGAACGAACGAAAUAGAACGCAAAGAAGGCAAAACAGGCAAACAAAACAAACAAGCUGGGUGGUGGCGAAAACCACCAAAACAUGCAGCAUUAUGAAACACACACUCAAACCACAACAACAAACAACAACAAAAAACAAUGUUCUGAAGUCGUUAAGAAUA